UCAUCUGGGAGAACUUAGUGCUCUCUGACACACACUCGCUCUGCACCCCGGGAACGAGCAGCUUUCCCUUCAUCCAUUCAUCUCCUCUCAGCUUUUCCUCUUCUUCUUGUCUUACUUUCUCCUCUUUCUUUCUCUCGUGUGGCGCCUCCACAUUUUGCAGCCAUCUGUCCCUGACAAAAAGAUAAGGAUUACUCAUUUUCUCCCUUGCCGUUGUGUUUUUUUCUCUCUCUCUUGUUUCUUUACAGUUCUUCCCUUCGUUUGGCAGGUGGACUGUGAGCUGAGCUGAACUUUGCAGCUCCCAAACUUCUCAGCGAGACGAAGGACAAAGACAGCAGGACUGAGAGGAGGCAGAGCAGCGAGGAACUCUUUUCUCUCUCCACCCUGGACUGAAUUUUCACUGACUUUGGCUCUAAAUUUGACUUUUUGGACUCUCUACCCCGCGGCAUCUUUAAAUCAGCCCUUCGGGUGUUUGUCGGCACCAUGUCCGUGGUACCUUUGCUCGGCUGGGCCCUCCUGGUCCUGGUUCAGAUCCACAGCUCUGGAUCCUCCUCGGACCUGCCGUCCAGGCAUCAGCCCCUCUCCCUGAUGGUGCAGUCGCCGGCGGACACCUCCAGCGCUCACUGCCCGUCCUGCGCCCUGGCCCGGAUGAGGAGGAACGACGGGGUGACGGCGGCGGACGGCGACCCGCUGGCGCUGGAGGAGGAGACGGCGGCCCAGCAGGACGUGGUGGAGGCGGUGAAGAGGCACAUCCUCAACAUGCUCCACCUGCAGGCCCGGCCCAACAUCACCCGGCCGGUGCCGCGCGCCGCGCUCCUCAACGCCCUGCGCAAGCUGCACGUGGGGCGAGUGGCCGAGGACGGCAGCGUGCAGAUCGAGGGACAGGAGGAGGAGGUGCGAGGGAGGGGAGGCCAGGGAGGAGGAAAGGGGGGAGGAGCGGCGGCAGGAGACGACGCACCGGAGACCACGGAGAUCAUCACCUUCGCUGAGGCUGGUGACUCCCAGGGCGUGGUGAACUUCGUCCUCUCUAAAGAAGGAGGAGACAUGUCCCUGGUGGAACAGGCCAACGUCUGGCUCUUCCUCCGCCUGGCCAAGACCAACCGCAGCCGCGCCAAGGUCACCAUCCGCCUCUUCCAGCAGCGCCUCCUCCCCAACGAACGGCCCGCGGCGCCGCAGGACGACGUCCUCCUGGCGGAGAAGACCGUGGACACCCGGCGCAGCGGCUGGCACACCUUCCCCGUGUCUCCGGCGGUGCAGGCGCUGCUGGAGAGCGAGCGGAGCACCACGCUGCGCCUGCGGGUGUCCUGCCCGCUCUGCGCCGACGCCGGCGCCACGCUGGUGCUGGUGUCGGGCGGCUCCGAGGCGGCGCAGCGCGGCGGCCAGAGGGAGCAGUCCCACCGGCCCUUCCUCAUGGCCGUGGUGCGGCAGGGCGACGCCGCCGACUCCCGGCGGCGCAGGAAGCGCGGGCUGGAGUGCGACGGCAAGGUGAGAGUCUGCUGCAAGAGGCAGUUCUACGUCAACUUCAAGGACAUCGGCUGGAGCGACUGGAUCAUCGCGCCGUCGGGCUACCACGCCAACUACUGCGAGGGCGAGUGCCCCUCCCACGUGGCGAGCAUCGCCGGCUCCACGCUGUCCUUCCACUCCACCGUCAUCAGCCACUACCGCAUGCUGGGCCACAGCCCCUUCAAGAACCUGAAGUCGUGCUGCGUGCCCACCCGGCUACGGGCCAUGUCCAUGCUCUACUACGACGAGGACCAGAAGAUCAUCAAGAAGGACAUCCAGAACAUGAUCGUGGAGGAGUGCGGCUGCUCGUAGGGACCCCGACGGCACGCCGCCACCUGGACUGGGGAGGACCGAGGAGGAGGAGCCCUGGGGGGAGGAGCCAGAGGCGGUCCUUCUCCGUCCUCCAGGUCGCUCUCUGGGAGAGAAACUCGUCUCCAGACUCGCUGAGUCAAACUCAGGCUGAGUCUCGAUGGCACUUUCUGAAAAACCAGAAAAAAAGACUCAAAAAAAAAAAGAAUAUCUAAUAUAUUUUUGUUACAAACGGAGGGAGCGAGGCUUAUUUAUGUGGCGUUCAGGCACCGCGACCCCAGUGGGACUUCAGAGAGACGAGGUGCCUGAAGAACUGCAGACAAAAAGAUCUCAAACUAUGCAACUUGUUUCCUGUAUUACAUCUGCCUGUACUUUCCUCUGUUUGCUCUGUUUACUGCCGACAAGAUGGAGGAGCGACGAGACACUUUGAUCAUGUUAGAGCGUGUGUGUGUGUGUGUGUGUGUGUGUGUGUGUGUGUGUGUGCGCGUGUGUGUGUGUGCGUGUGUGUGUGUGUG
Messenger RNA from Fundulus heteroclitus (mummichog), 2324 nucleotides. RefSeq names its product inhibin subunit beta Aa (gene inhbaa). The record is from RefSeq and is a predicted model, not a curated record. Gene Ontology annotation, molecular function: cytokine activity; growth factor activity. Gene Ontology annotation, cellular component: extracellular region. Lineage: Eukaryota; Metazoa; Chordata; Actinopteri; Cyprinodontiformes; Fundulidae. The transcript has 2 exons. The coding region runs from base 481 to 1812 and encodes 443 amino acids. Gene Ontology annotation, biological process: BMP signaling pathway; SMAD protein signal transduction.